AUGGCGCCGACGAAGUUCGACCUGCGGGGCAUGGCGACCUUCCCGCCGGAGAGCAAGCAUCGGAAAGCCUUGUGGAUGCUGGGCGGCAUGGAGCUGGCGAGAUAUCUUUGGUGGAAGGGUGCUCUCGCAUCUCAGGGCCAAGCGGCUGCUCGCGCGGCGCGCGAGGGGCUGCGUCUGGCGAGGCAGGCUCAGCUCCGGGAGCAGCAGGUUCAGCUGCUCCUACAGUGUGUGCAAUGCAGCCUUACAGCCGCCUCCUACGGGAAAGCCCGGGUCUCCCGCAACAUGAUGGAGGAGACGACGCGCCUGGCCAAGGAUGCAGUGAAGCUGACCUCCGAGUCUGGCCUCCCCGCUGGCGGCUGGAAACGGACGCAGUAUGGAGUUGCAUUGUACUGGCACGCCAAUGCCCUGGCUUUGAGCAGCAGAGAAGAGGCGCUAGCAGUGAUCUCGAAGAUUGACACUGUCUGCGAUGCCACAGGAGACUUGGAGCUCCAGGCCUACGCCACGCUGCUGUCGGCCCAAAUUCAGCUCGACACGGAUAAGGCGACGGCAGCGAGUCUAUUGCUGCCAGUGAUUCAGACCUUCAAAAAAUUGCGCGACGAGACUGGGCAGAAGUUCGCAGAAGAGGUCUAUCACAAGGCCACCUACAUCCCAGUUGCUGCACCACGCCCGGCCCUGGCUGAUGUCACAGGGGCAGAGGAGCAGCUGCAAGUGGCCCCUGCGGCGCCAAAGCUGAGCCCGGAUAUGAUCCGAUCUCAGAUCUUAGACCUCGCCAGGGACACGGUGCUCUCCGAGGAUGCCAUUUCUCUUGACCAGCCGCUCAUGGACCUGGGAAUGGACAGCCUCACAAGUGUGAGCUUCCGCAACGAGCUGCAGAGCAGGUUCAAGGUCGAGCUACCAGUGUCUUUGAUCUUUGAUAGCCCGUCGGUGAAUGCGCUCACUCAGACGGUUAUGGAAAUUGUGGUUUCCUGA
Molecule: messenger RNA, 969 nt
Organism: Symbiodinium sp. CCMP2592
Lineage: Eukaryota; Dinophyceae; Suessiales; Symbiodiniaceae
Source: the annotation of a GenBank genome assembly